AUGACGCCCGGGCACCUGCGUGUGCAGCUGCACAGCCCCAGCAGCACCCACCUCGCCCUCCACACCAACGUGUCCUCCUUCUGGCCAGGGGACAAGGUUCCAGUGACAGUGAGGAGCACUCGGGAUUUUAUGGGCUUCUUGCUCCAAGCUCGCAGAGUGCCCACCGAUGAAAUCACUGGCACCUUCAUCUUCAUCCCUCCUGGCUCCAAGCUCCUCACUUGUUCUGAAGGAGGUGACACCGUCACCCACUCAGACAAGUCACUGAAGAGAAACCUCUCCUUUGUGUGGAAAGCACCAGCCCAACCCAUUGGAGACAUCAAGUUCUU
This is a messenger RNA of Merops nubicus (carmine bee-eater), 326 nucleotides long. Its product is annotated as putative defense protein 3. Gene Ontology annotation, molecular function: oxidoreductase activity, acting on metal ions. NCBI's taxonomy places the organism in Eukaryota, Metazoa, Chordata, Aves, Coraciiformes, Meropidae. The record is from RefSeq and is a predicted model, not a curated record. The transcript has 2 exons. The annotation marks the transcript as partial.